Melanotaenia boesemani (Boeseman's rainbowfish) is the source of this 3398-nucleotide messenger RNA. RefSeq names its product lebercilin LCA5 (gene lca5). Gene Ontology annotation, biological process: intraciliary transport. The transcript has 10 exons. Bases 293 to 2671 code for a protein of 792 amino acids. NCBI's taxonomy places the organism in Eukaryota, Metazoa, Chordata, Actinopteri, Atheriniformes, Melanotaeniidae. Gene Ontology annotation, cellular component: axoneme. The record is from RefSeq and is a predicted model, not a curated record.
CUGGGCUACACUGAAGCAAACUGAAAGGCGUGGAUAGCAAGAAACGGGUUCGUUUUGGUGCCGCUUUUCUUUUCUUUUUUUUUUUUUUUACAGUGGAUAAUUGCAAGACAGCACAUAUUAAAACGGCAGUCACGACCUUUUAUUUCCAAAAAGGACGGACGGCUCAGUCUUCUUAUAUAUUUAAGGACAGCUAAGUCAGCUAACGCUCGAGCUAGCCUGCUCAAGAAUGAGCCAGACGACAUGAAAACAGAGAUCAUUUGUAUAUAUCUGCAUGCCUUCUUAGACUGACAACAUGGAACCUGAAAAUACACCUGACCUGCAUGAAGACAAUCGCAGCUUAAGUGGCCAGUCCCAGCGGAGUACAAAGAAAAGUUCUCGAGCAUCAUCCUCGCAGCACAAAAAAGACCCUCGAGACAGGAUUUCCGCUGAGGAUGAAAAAGAGGGCCGUGUCAAGAGUAAAUCAAAAGCAAGAACAUGGCAUUCAGAUCCAGACAGGGACCAGAUAUCAGACAGAGAGGGAAGGAGAAGUGAUGAUUCAUUUUACUCUGAAGACUAUGAGCAGGAGACACCUUCAGAGCGCUCACUAUCUCCUUUCUCACGAUCGCUGUCUCAAUCCCCCACCCCACAAAAGGGGGUGCGUGCAAAGCGGAUCCCUAAAAGCCCCCUUCAUAAAUUAGCUGGUGUGGGGCGUUUGGGUGUGUCUCGCCUGCAGCGACCUGGUGGCCUUUCAUUGAUCCAGCAGCAUCGCAGGGGAGUGCGGUCACAAAGCAAGGAGUCCACGCCACCUAAAGACCUGGAUCUUGUAACCAAACGGAUGCUUUCAGCUCGUCUCCUGAAGAUCAAUGAAUUGCGCAACGCUCUUGCAGAAGUGCAACAGCGCACUGAUGAACUCCACAAGGAAAAUCGAAUUCUCAGACAACUUCAAGUGCGUCAAGAAAAAGCCCUGCAGCGUUACGACGACACGGAAAGUGAGAUUUCCCAGCUGUUGUCGCGGCACUCCAAUGAGAUCCAUGUGCUGCGAGAGAGACUCAGACGCACACAAGAACGGGAGCGGGCAGCUGAACGGCGGUUAAAGGAUCGUGAGGAGCAGCUGCAAAGAAACCAAGUGAUCAUUUCACGACUGAAGAAGCUGGUCGACCACCGAGAGUUAGGAGCCAGAGAUGAGCUAAAUCGCAGGCUAGAGGAAGAGAAAACACGGGCCCAUGAGGCAGAACAUAAAAUUAAGGACCUGGAGCGUAGCUUGGAGCUGAGCAACAGCAGUUAUCAGAGGCAACUGGCGGCAGAGAAAAAGAAAACCAUUAGUGCCCAGGAGGAGAUCAGAACUCUGCAGGAGGAUCUGGAACGACUGACAAAUAAACUCAAGGAAAAAGAACGAGAACUAGAUGCUAGGAAUAUUUAUGCCAACCGCAUGGUGAAAUCAUCAUUAAGAAAAGAUGCUGAAAGUGGCACAAAGCGGAAAGUCCCCAGCAGAAGCAGUACCAAGGCAGUACAAACUGAAUACAGGGCAUCAAGUCUGGAUUUCCCCACGCCGCCCCCUGCCAUCAGUGAUACCAGUGAAUACAGCGAACAAGUACCUGAUGAAUACUUCUCUCUCAAGGAGCUGGACAGAGUGGACAGGCAGGCAGAGCCAGAGGACGUGCCUCAAAAUUUAGAAGAGCAGAAGAAAGCAGAGAAAGGGGAGAAGGAGAUGGUGAAGGAGAAAAAGCAGCAGCAGGAGCAGAAACAUCAAAUGGACCAUGAAGCAAAUAUGUUUGAAAAGGAAAACAGAUUAAGAAGCUUGAGGAAAGAAAAGGACGAAGAGGAAGACCGAAAGAAGACAGAUGCCUUGUUCAGCCAGAGGGAAGAAGAGAACUACUGGAAGCGUGGUCAUGUCCAGGAGGAAGUUGCAAGAUGGAACCAGGAAUCUUUGUCCAAUCAGCAAGCAGCAGAGGAAGCACAUCACAAGAAAGAGCAGCUGCUGGCUAAGAUGCGAGAAAUAGACCGCCAAAACCUGGAAGCUCUGGAGCCAAGCCCAUCUGAGUCCAACAAGACUGCCAGUGAUCAUUUUUCUCCACAUCCUCCUGAGCAGAGGAACCACAAUUCUUCCAUUUUCAACCUCACAGAGUCAGAGGAGACAGGUGCUUUGCGUGCUGGAAUUAGAGAAGGUGGAAGGAGAAGAUCAGGCAUAGAGAGUGUAGCUCUUACAGCAGGAAUGGGAAGAAGAGUUUUGCGGUCUCAAACCUCCACUGAGGAUUUGGCGUUUGGAGAUUAUGCACCUUCGUUUGGACAUCCAACUUCCCGAGCUCUCUCUGGAUUCCCUUCGCCUCCACCCAAAGAGGACAGAGACUCUGCAUUAGAAGCCAUUGGAGUUUUUAACCUCAGAGGUGUGGAAACCAAGAAGGACAAGAAUACAGAAAAGAGUUUGGGGAAGGGCAAGAAGUCGAGCCUUAUGCAGCAGCUAUUUGGUGCUCAGGCUCUUGACAGUUUAAGUCAUUCUAACAAAGUGGAGCUAUUUGAUAGCCCUCCUGCCGCGAAUGGCGUACGUUCAAGGCGAGAAGGACUGCUUAGCUUUAACUCAGGGUCUUCCACUCCUCCGAUGCCCUCCGUUAACACACUGCAUGUUGCGGAUAGCAGACCUGCCAUUCGUGCCAUCACCUCAUACGAUGAUGACAUAGAGGAACUCACUUUAUAAGAUGAAUCUAGUUGUCAUGGCAGGUUGUCACUUUAGUUGAUGUGGAAUUAUCAAAUUAAACUUUAGCACUUUGUCAACUUAUGCAACAUUUGUUAUUUGGUUUGUUCGUUUGUGAAUCUACAUUUUUCCCAAUUGUCAUUAUUUAUACAAACUUAAUGUUAUUAUCUUUUUCAUGUUUUUUUUUUAAAAAGCUCAAGCCAUUAUAAUAUACCUUUAGUUCGACAAUCGAUGUGAAUACAGUGCUUGUCAAGUUUAUUUAAUGAAAUGGGUUCUGUUCUGGAGUUUCAGCUUACUCUAAUACAGUAAAUAUCAGCACACCAUGGCUUCAUGUAUGGCCCAUUUCUCCUGCACUGUUUCUGGUGGUAGCACUACGAUCGUAAUGACAAUCAACAUUAAAAUGUUCUACUUUUAUGAUUAUCUAUUUGAGUACUUCUAAACCUAUAUUGCAUUACUAUAAAAGAAAAAAAUGCAUUCAUGCAGCUCUGAAUCACUAAACUGUAAAACUAAACAUACCUACACUUACAGAUAUAUCUACAUUUUGGCUCAUUUUUGAGAAGCUAUUUAUUAUAGAAUUUAUCAUGCUAAUUUAACAUGAAAUGCAAAACUUGACAUUGAACAGCUUGUAUUUUUAUUUGGGCUUUUCACGUUUUGUACUUAUUGUCAAACUGUAAUGUCAGGAAAGAAAAUUUGUGUGUUUUAUUGAGUGACAAUAAAUAUUUGUACGACA